Dissoconium aciculare CBS 342.82 is the source of this 809-nucleotide messenger RNA. RefSeq lists its product as uncharacterized. Lineage: Eukaryota; Fungi; Ascomycota; Dothideomycetes; Mycosphaerellales; Dissoconiaceae. The coding region runs from base 349 to 723 and encodes 124 amino acids. The record is from RefSeq and is a predicted model, not a curated record. The transcript has a single exon.
ACGGCAGCUUGUUUAUACGUCCCUCGGUGCAUCAUCCUACCUGGAGAGCUAUGUUGUAUUUGAUAUCCGGGAGCGGAUAGACACUCGUCGGCGACGCCGACUGACUGCCAUGACUUACAUCGGAUCGGUGACGAUCGCAAGGAGUUACUGAUUCAUCUCCGACACUCUAUGGGUAGCCGCGUGGUCCGUCGAGCCUGCGAGAUCGACACUGGUAGUAUAAUGUUCCAUACCGCCUGUUGGCUUAGAAAGUAGCUUGUCACCGUUUGAAGCUAUCGAGACGUAAACGAGUGCGUGUGAGAUGUGCAUAGCCACUCUGUAGUCAGCUCUAAGUAGAGCCCAUCGUUUCCGAUGAAGAUCUCCGUUGCGAUUAAGGUCCUUGACACGUGUAGUGGGCGGCACUGUGGGACGCACUCCAACUUGGUGCCGGCUGACGCCAUCGCUUUCGCACACUACUUCCAUCGACAUGUCGGAUUCAACCGUCUUUGUCAUGCAUCCCAUCAUGGCCGUUGCCCGUUAGGACUUUGGUGGGCGAUCGGUCUUGUCUUGGCAUUUGUGGUAGCAAGAAUGUGUUCGAGGAUCCGUGUUGUUGUCACCUUCCUAGUGUACCUAUCCCGACCAUCUAGUGUGGAUCACCAUGAUGUUAUUCAUUUAAGACAUCAGACGACGAUCAAUCGCGCUCCUUCGCGUAGUGACGAUCGUACGUCAGGUCGGUCCAAGGUUUGAUGGUCGCAUGGAGGCGUUGCGCGCACGCUCCAAUCGCGUUGUUGAAACUUGCGCGGCCGAUGGAUGAAGAAUAGCCCUGAAGAUGC